Pieris macdunnoughi is the source of this 3003-nucleotide messenger RNA. NCBI's taxonomy places the organism in Eukaryota, Metazoa, Arthropoda, Insecta, Lepidoptera, Pieridae. The record is from the annotation of a GenBank genome assembly.
AUGUCCGAGAGGAAACUUGUCUUUGUCGUUAUACUUUUAGUGCAGUUAGAAAUUUGCUUAUCAUUGUACACGAAACCAUGGACUGAAAAAUAUGAAAGUAAUAAUAAAUGUCCCAAGUUAUACCCUAAAAAUUUCGACAACUACAUGCCAGCAGGCAACUUAACAGCGGGUAAUUAUACAGAGAAAACUGACUUAAAGGGGCUUAAACAAUGUGUGAUGUCCUGUUGCCUUGCUGACAAUUGCAAUAUUGUGUUCAUAGUAGAUUCACGGUGCUAUCAUAUAGAGUGUGUAACAGAUGAACUGUGCCUUCCAUUGCCGAGAAGUGGCCGCAAUUGGAAUAGACAUGUUUCUAUGAUACUUGUAAAACCUGUGCUUCCCAGUGAAAAUUGGUCAGAGAUCCUUGGCCAGUCAAGCUUUCGAGAAGAGCAAAAUUUUGGAGAAGAAGAACUCGUUUAUGGGUAUCCAAACCGACACAGUGAAGUUGCUGACGAUGAAGAGUCUAAUUACCUAGCACACUUUAUAAAUAACUUGCCCACUAUUGAUGAUGAGGAUUCUGGUUAUGAAAAGUAUGAUAACAGUGAUAACGAUAUGAUGUUGGCUUCUAAGUUUCUUGAGCAUGUGGUAUGUGUGAUGGGGACUAAUAAUUGUCCCUUUAAUGCAGAAUGUAUCCCAUUAGGGCAUAACAUGCAUAAGGGUAUAUGCAAAUGUGUAUUGGGUACAGAAAUGAAUGAACAGGGUGCCUGUGUGCCAUUAAGACGUCCAUACUCAAAGGGUCCUACUGAUCUUAAUGAUUCUAUUAAAAAAGAAGACAUAGAAACAAAAAGUGACAUUAAAGAAAAUAAACCAGUGCAAAAUUUAACAGUAUCCAUACUUUCACAAACAGUGCAGUUACCAGAAAAUGAAGUAACCCUAUCUGCUUAUACAAUACCAGAUGAAAAGUCCACGAUGAGCCACUAUAGCCAUGUUUGGACGCUUGUUGGACAACCUAAAGAUACAUUUACAGGCAACAUGAUACAAAACGGAGCAUCGGUGACCUUAACUGAUCUUACUGAAGGUCAAUACAGAUUUAAAGUGACAGUAAAUGGAACUAACUCGUAUGGAGAGGGUUAUGCAAACGUAACAGUGUUGCCACCCAAGAGAAUUAAUAAAGCCCCAGUAGUCGUUAUAACACCGCAAUCGCAAACUGUAAAAUUACCCAAUUCAGGCGCAGUUUUGGAUGGAAGUGAGAGCAAGGAUGACGACCAAAUAAUUUCAUGGCACUGGGAAUUGACUGCUGGACCGUUGGGCUACCAACCCAAAUUGGAAGAUGGCGCUACGCUUGUUUUAAAAGACCUCAAACAACCAGGAAAUUAUACGUUUAAAUUGACAGUUGAAGACUCGGACCACGUGAAAAAUUUCACUUCGGCUAAUAUUACGGUUUUAAAUCAUAUCGAUUAUCCACCAGAGGCAAAUGCAGGCCAGGACGUUAUACUCUACCUUCCAAAUAAUAAUUUGACACUAAAUGGUAGCCUGUCUACGGAUGACCAUGAGAUCACUUCUUGGGAAUGGACGAAAUCAGCGGAAGAUGCUAAUAAAGCUGUCGAUAUGCAGAAUACACAUUCACCUUAUUUACAGCUAUCAAAUCUAUCAGAGGGUGUAUAUACAUUUGUGUUAAAAGUGACAGACUCGUCCAGUCAGUCUUCGUCCGCGGAAGUGCACGUGUUCGUUAAGCCUCCAACCAAUACUCCUCCGGUUGCAGAUGCUGGCGAGGAUGCUUUCAUAUCACUUCCUCAAACCUGGGUGACACUAAAUGGUACUGGCUCACACGAUGACCGAAAACUUGUUGCGUACACUUGGCGUUGCCUGUCUGGUCCCACUAACUCUAACAUUAUCACGUUUAACGAAAGCAUUGCGAAUGCAACGCAACUCACGAAAGGGCUAUACGUGUUUUCGCUGACCGUAUUGGAUGAUAAUGGCAACACUGCUACAGAUAACGUCACUGUCACUGUCACACAGAACAAAAACAGCCCACCAAAGGCAGACGCGGGUGGUGACCAGGUUCUGAACUUGCCCUUGCCAGUGUUAAUACUAAACGGCUCGAAAUCUUCGGAUGACUUCCGCAUAGUGUCUUGGAAGUGGACCAGACUUAGCUCAGGACUAGCGGCUGGAACAGUUAUACUUGAUUCUGAUAAAGAGUCUGUUUUGAUGCUCACAAACAUAGAAGCCGGCAGAUAUAUCUUCGAAUUGACAGUGACAGAUGACCAAGGAGAGUCAAGUCGGGACACAGUGAGUGUUCAAGUCAAACCGGACCCUCUCGAGAUGAAACUUCUAGAAAUGGAAGUCCACACACCGAUAUCAACAUUUACCAAGAACCAGUUGGAUUCUCUUCUGCAAAAGAUGAUGCUUCUCCUCAAAGAUGAUGUAAAGGUCAACGUCACGGAGAUAAGGGGAGAAGUCGAUUCGGGGAAUACGCAGAUUAUUUUCUUCUUAUCGGAAAAGGGCGAGGCAAUAGACGGUAUUCGUGCCUUAGCAUUAUCACGCCCAGCUGCAAUAUCAAGCGGUGCGGCGCGUGUACGUCCCGUACGCUGUCUUAGUACGUGCUCGGGACGCGGAGUGUGCGAUCAGUCGACGCGCACGUGCCGUUGUGACGCUUUUUGGAUGCAGAGUUUGUUUGCUCAGUUGCAGGCGGAUGCUAUGCCUGAUUGUGAUUGGUCCGUGGUAUACGCGAGCGUUGGGGGCGUUGGCGUGUUAUGCGCGUUGUGCGGCGCGGGUUGGGCAUGUUCACGCGUCGCACGUAAACUGUGCGCGCCUCGCAAACCUAGACAACGUACGUACCGGCCCUUACCCCACGCCGAUCACGAACAAAAACCACUUGCAAACGACCUAUCCGAGUCGGACACGGAUUCCGACGUGUUGUACGAGACAAAAAAUAAAAUGACGUCAUUCACACGCGCCAUUAAUGGCGACGCGCAAUCCAACGGCUGGAAGAACAGUGUCAAGGUGGCACGUCGCAUUAAAACGUAG